UCAAAAACAAUCAAACAGAAUCUCCGCUCGUCCUAAUUCUUUCAAGUCGGACGACGCAUCCUUCAUUGCCCUCCGUCGGAUCUGUUCACCACAGAUUGCACUAAAGAUUACGCAGUUUAGCCAGCAAGUUUCAGGGAUGAAAAGCCCUCGUUUGUUUCAGAUUCACAUCAUGCUGGGAAAAAAGGUAUAAAGAACGUUGUGACGUGCUUCCUUGGAUUUCCCCCAACAGAGCUGGUCUCUUUUCACAAAUCGCAUACGCACAAGCCGCCGGUCGCCUUAUCCAACCAACACCUUCACUUCUGCUCUAGUUUUUCAUUCAGACAAGAAACAUGGUUCAUUCUCACACCGUACUCACCGCCGUUAUCGCUGUCGGAGCUGCAACCUCUGCUCUAGCUGCUCCUCUUCGUCCUCUUUCCGAGGCCAGGGAGAUUAAGAUCACCCCUUCAUCAAAUGCAGCACAGUUCAAAAGCGAUCCAAAGCUUCCAGGCCAUCCAGGCAAAUCGUUGAAUGCUCGUGAAUUCGAUAUUAUCGUUGAAGAAGAUUCUCACAAGCAUCAUCAUCACCACCCUCACCCUCACCACCAUCAUGAGGAGUUUGAGGUGGAGGUCGAAGGACAUCACUCCCAUAACCAUGGUGAAGGUUUCGAGGUCGAGUUUGAGGGAGAGCACCAUUACUCCCAUCACCCUCACCACCACCACCACCAUGGUGGAGAGGACUUUGAGGUUGAUGUCGAGUUCGACGAGCAUCACCCCCAUCACCCCCAUCCUCACCACCACCACGGUGAGGACUUUGAGGUCGACGUCGAGCUCGAAGAGCAUCGCCCUCAUCGUCACCACGGCGAGGAAAACUUCGAAAUCGAGGUCGAAGAACAUCAGCACCAUCAGCACCAUCACCAUCACCACGGUGGGGAACACUUCGAGCACAAGCAUCACGGCCAUCACGCUCACCACCACGAAGUCGAAGUCGUCCCUAUCCCCAUUCCCGUUCCUGUCGAACACAAGGAUUUCAAACACCCAAUGGGAAGACCCUCUAAGGUCGUGAAGGAUGAGGUCUGGGUCGUCGCAACGGAAGGAAAUCCCGUUGGCAUUGACCGUCGUCAGGACGAGGGAGGACUACCACCCCCCGCUCCUGUUUCAGGAUCUGGCCCCUCCUCCAGUAUUCCACCAGCAUCCUCAGGCCCUCCGCCUCCAGGUGGCAGACUUCAACAGAUGAAGGCCAAGUGGCAAACUUUUCAACAAUCCCCGAAAGGGCAGCAGUUCUCAUCAAAAUUGCAUGAAGGAGUUACGAAGCACUUCCCAUUGAACGCUGCCAACGCUUCCCCUAGCGACUCUUCUCAGCUCAGACGCCGUAACCCUUCCACUCUUCCCACAGGUGCCGCCGGUUCCACAGGUGAUGAAAUCCCGUCGUCCCCCACUCUCCCGAUGUCACCCCCUCCCAACGGUGCUCCUGGAAAACACCACUUGAAACAGAGCAAGGAGUGGAAGGCCAUCAAGACCGCUAACAAAGAUUGGCGAUCGGAUAUGAAUAAAUCUAGCGGCGACUGGGAGAAGUUCCUAGAGACGGAAACUGGAAAGGCUGUCAAGGCUAAGGAGGAUCCAGAAUUGGUGGUCCUCGUAAAGCACGCUUUGAAGCAACACACCAAUCCGAACAACCCCAAGAGUCAUCAAUCUCCCAGUGAAGGAGCUACAUCUACCGGUGCCGCGGGUGCUAGUACUACUGCACCUGGUUCCGGUGCCUCGUCUUUGUCUUCUUCCUCGUCCUCUGCCCUGAAGCGCCGUUCUGGUACGAAUCCCUCUGGCUCAAGUACUAGCGUCUCUUCCGCGUCUUCCACCGACGGUGACUCUCCAAUGGGCAGCUCCACCAGCUCGACAGAUGCUGCUGGCCUUGGGGCAACUGGUAGUGCCGCCGCGUCUUCGAUGGGUACUGGCUCACUGCCAAGUGGUACCUCCAGUGCUUUCGGCAGUACCUCAGGCUCUGCGGCUUCGGCCUCUCCAUCCGGCGCUGCCACGACGACCUCGGCAGGUUAUUCGUCCGCCCACCAUCGAAUGAAAGGACAACAUCGCGAGGAAUGGAAGAAGUUCAAGGAAGCCAACCCCAGCGUCAAUGAAGACCUUAAGAGCGCUAAGGGCAAUGUCCAGGCGUUCUUGCAGACGCCAUCCGGUAAGGCGCUCGCGAAAGAGAACGAGGACUUCCAGAAGUUCGUGAAGAUUCAUGUGGUGGAACAUCAUAAAAAACAUGGUCAAGAUCAUCACCAUAAGUCUGCCGGUUCGGAACAUCCUGCACCCUUAGAUGGAUCUAGUUCCUCUUCCUCCAGUUCCUCAUCUCCUGCAUCCGGUACUAACGCUGCAAACCCCGCUCCCGUCGGUCGUUCUGUGCUCGCUGCUCGUUACGGUUUUGGUGCACACGGUUCGAAGGACACAACUGACGAAAAUAACCACAGAGCCGCUGGUCAUCGUCACCAUAUUCGUUCUGUGCCUGGUGAGGCUGGUGAUGCUCCGCCUCCUGGUACCCCCGGUCAGACUUCUGCUUUGCCAAUUCAGUCGUCUUCUUCCACCCCCAAUGGACCCGGCAUGGGCGCGGUGAACGGUGCCCCCUCUUUCUCGGGAACCCUCAGCUCGGGUGCUAUCAGCGGUUCUUCGAUGUCUGGUUUCCCGCCUUCUGCGCCACCAAAUGGCAAUGGACAGGGACCCGAAGGCUCUGGUCCCCAUGGCCACCGAUUCGAGGACGGUCCCAUGGGACCUGAACACCACGGUUCUUCGAUGUCUGGUUUCCCGCCUUCUGCGCCACCAAAUGGCAAUGGACAGGGAGGCUUACCCCAAAGCCAUCAACACGGAGGUUUCCAAUCUUUCGAUCAAUCAGGCGUCCCACGUCCAUCUAUCGAUGUCUUGCAACGUCUCGGCGCCCCCCGUCUCGAACAUCUCACGCCCCCCGGCACCAAUCUGUUUGGAUCCUCCCCUAGACCCCCUCCUCAUGACAACACUGGUUCUGUACCCGGUACUCCGCCGAACCCUGCUUCUGGUGCAAGCUCACCUCCUCCCAGUGGUGCUACUUCCCAGGGAAUGCCUGGUGCUCCUACCCGCCGUGCUCUCCAACGCGUUCGUCGUUCUACCCCAUACGGUGAUUUCGGUGCCGACUUGGACUAAGACGAUCGAAGUCUUCUUAGAGUUGGGGUGUUCAAGGGUUUCAUCGUUACUCGCUUCCCUUUCACUGUCUGAUCUAAGUUUCUUAUGUAUUUAAGUGGUACUUAUCUACAAACCGUCCUCACUCCGUUCGCAAUGAAAAAAGUUGAAGUUGUUGCCUGAUGUAUGUGCUCAUUUACGGUUUACUCAAACAUGUUGCAGCGUCUGUAUAUGCUUUCUUAUGAAUGUUCUCU
Messenger RNA from Lentinula edodes (shiitake mushroom), 3373 nucleotides. RefSeq lists its product as uncharacterized. The coding region runs from base 330 to 3143 and encodes 937 amino acids. The record is from RefSeq and is a predicted model, not a curated record. NCBI's taxonomy places the organism in Eukaryota, Fungi, Basidiomycota, Agaricomycetes, Agaricales, Omphalotaceae. The transcript is spliced from 5 exons.